AUGACAGCGGGCGAGAUAGCUUGUUUAUUCUUUAAAUAUGCGUCAAUACCAGUCGCUGUUGUGGUUGGGUUAUAUGCGAUCCUCCUAGGGUUACUCACCACAUCAAGCUUCCAAUCACAUGUCGUUUACCUCCACGCAUUUCGGAUGACACGGUUAAAAGACCUCAAUGUCCCCGAAAUCUUUGGGUUCCUGAGGAACCAAGUCACUCCGUUCUUCAUCAAAACGCCGGACGGUGAACGCCUGUACGCUUGGCAUAUUCUUCCCAUAGAAUUAUAUCGCAAGCAUCAAAUACCUCUUAUUAGAGAUCCUGUAGGCUUGGUGUCCGAUAUCAAGUCUCGACUGGCAUUUCAAUUAUUGCGAGAGGACCCCGAUGCUCGUUUGAUUCUUCACAUGCACGGCGCUGGCGGAGCCGUCGCCUCAAGAUACCGGGUCCCGAAUUACCGUGCGCUGUCAGCGGGGAAUCCUGGAAAAAUCCAUGUUCUGACAUUUGAUUACCGAGGAUUUGGCAAGAGUACCGGGUCGCCAUCUGAAUCCGGGCUCGUCGUCGAUGCUCUCGUUGUGGUAGACUGGGCAAUCAAUGUUGUAGGAAUCCCUCCAUCUCGAAUUUUGAUAUUUGGUCAAUCGAUGGGCACGGCCGUGAGCAUCGCUGUAUCCAAGCAUCUUGCUAUACAAAAUCCACCAAUAGUCUUCGCAGGCACGGUUCUGGUUGCACCAUUCGUGGACGUCGCGACAUUGGUCUCAACUUAUCGAGUUGCGGGUACGGUGCCAAUCUUGUCGCCGGUUGCGAGGUUCCCUUUCCUCUUCAAAUAUCUUCAGCGAUUCAUUCGAGACAAAUGGCUGAGCAAGGAUUGUAUUGCGCAAUAUAUCCGCGCUAACGAGAUGAACGGAGAGAAAUACCGAAUAACGAUAAUCCAUGCCGAGGAUGACUUUGACAUUCCAUGGCACCAUUCUCAGCUUGUAUUUUGGCAUGCGGUCAAUGCUUCGAUGCCAGCCGGGAUCAGUUAUGACGACCUUGAACAAAAGAAGCUCGACUCGAAAGCAGAGCUGGGAGCUGCUGGGUCCAUGAUGGAAUGGAAAACGGGGAACGGGGUUAUUCGCGAAGAAAUUUUGAAAACUGGAUUGCACGAUUUUAUCAUGGGGUACCCGGUGGUAGCAAUGGCGGUGAUGCGAUUUUUUGAGGCGGCAGAUCCAUCAUUUACCUAA
Messenger RNA from Penicillium concentricum, 1203 nucleotides. RefSeq names its product alpha/beta hydrolase. The record is from RefSeq and is a predicted model, not a curated record. The transcript has a single exon. The coding region runs from base 1 to 1203 and encodes 400 amino acids. NCBI's taxonomy places the organism in Eukaryota, Fungi, Ascomycota, Eurotiomycetes, Eurotiales, Aspergillaceae.